ACCUCGCCUUUCCUAGAGCAUUCCCUUGUCGUUGUUUAGAUCAGUAAAUCUAGAUUUUUACGUCAGCCCUGUGAAUCAUCUACUUGAGCAUAUAAGACAGUCUUAAAUUUGACAUCCUGACGCUCAACAUGCUUGCGCAGCUUCCCCCGGAAAUCAUACAGCUUAUUGCAAGCUAUUUGCAAUCUGCCAGCGCGUUGGUGAACCUAUCAAUGACCUGUUGGCGUUUACGACAUGUUGUCGCUGCUCAAGACUGGCGCAUUUUUAGAAUCUUUGUUGAGACCAAGUUCCCUGGUGUGGAAACUCCUGAAAUCUGGAGAGAAGCAGCCCAGGCACUCACAUCUCGGUCAAGAGCAUUAGACAAACAUGCAGUUGUCGGAAGAUUCGUCGUACCAGCCGCAGAAGCAGUCAAGGUCGGAUCCCAUAGUUCCACACGAGGGGACAACCCUACUCACGGAUAUCGUCCUGCUCUGGACUCGUAUGAAGUCUGGAAUAGCUCCUCGUGGAACGAUCGAAAGGAGGUACUUGCAUGGGGUGCGGCAGACGAAUUAGUUCUGCGCAUCACCGAACCUGGCCCCAAUUCGAAGGGGAAAUGGGUUGUCUUCAACGAUCUCGACGACAUCAGCAGCCAUGAUGACAUUUGUGGUGUCCAUCUUCUACGUCCUGGACACCCUUCCAAGGAACCCGAGACUGAACAUAUAGUCGUUGCACGAGUGCGCGGAGAGCUUUUCCAUCUCUCUAUCGACCCUAAUAGCGCGUCUCACGUAUACAAGCAGCGGUUCUUGACCUCUGGACAAGGCAUUGAGCGAACAGAUAUGAGUGACGGAAAGGACCCAAUCUUAUCUGCCCACUUGAGCGACGGGUCGAUAUCUUUCUUCACUACCACUUCGGGAGAAGAGAUGGUCCAGCCUUUCGCUCGUCUCAAUGCCGACACUGGCGACGAUUCAAACCUAAGUUCGCGCCACACGUACCACAAGUCCCUUUCACCUACACUCUUCGCAGUCGGCACAGGAAGCGCCCACGAAGCGGUGAUUAUCUCCACCAUUACACCGCAAGGUCUAUCACCCAUUCGUGGGCUCGAUGCAGAGUUAGUGGACUUCGAGCGAGUCAAUCUCCAUAGGCCCAUCAGACCCAAUGUCAACGCCAUUUCUCCCCUAGAUCCCACCGGCCAAGUCUUCCUCGCAGCCUGGGGCGAUAGAGCCAUCAGACUGCACGACCUCCGUUCAAACGACGAAUACGAACAGGUUUACCGUGAUACCACAGACCAAAACCCCAUAUACUGCAUCCACCCCUUUGGCCACGACCGCUUCGUCGUCGGUUCCGGCGGUGACGCUCUAGUCAAGAUCUUUGACCUGCAUAUGCCAAAGAACGAAACAUACAGCUACCGCGAUGCACGUCCUUCCUCGACCCUCCCCAAGAACAACAACGAACCAAUCGUAAACAGCCUCUCAAACCUCUCCCUCACCCCUUUUCCCCGCAAAGACAUCUCCAUCUUCCUCUCCGCCCACCCACCAUCCAGCCGCACCCAAGGCCGUCGCCGCCACAACACCCGUUCCUACCGCGGCGCAAUCUACAGCAUGACUUCGCCCUCCCCCUCUUCACCAACCAUCUACACUGGUGUCGCGGACGGCGUCGUUCGCCUUGACUUCGCCUCCACGGAUGACCUCCUCGGCCCUUGUCAGAACUGGUACCGGGAGCCACUUCUACUCUCUAACGACGUAGGUCUCGACAGCACUGUUGCGCACACCUAUCCCGCGGACAAAGUUCUGGAGUUAUCGGGCUACGAGCGCCCUGAGGAUACUACGUCUUCUAUCACUUUGCGCAAGCAGCAGCCGUUUCGGUCCGUCGGGGUGGAGGAUCAUCUUGCAGAGGAGGUUACAGGGUGGGAUCGGAGGUGGGAGAGGUUGGAGAAGUCGGGGUCGUGGAGACGGGUUGAUGAUUUGGUUGAGUAGUUGGUAAUAUGGAGAUGAUGUUGGGUAAUUGUGAGAGGAAGGGACAAUAGGGUUUGUCUAUGGUGUGGUGUGUGUACUGGAUGUUGUUUACCGGUGUUGGGUUGUUUGGAGACGUUUCAAAAGGCGACUGGUUUAACUAGAUCCGCAUGAGCUAUGCAUACUUGGACUGGGUUGUGGUCCUUCAGCUGGAUUUGGGGACUGAUUGCAUAGCACGAUGCGUGGAUAAAUUUGAAUUGAGCAUAGCAAGAGGCUAAUAUUUACGACGACCUACCGGAUGUACGAUUACUCCAAAGGCUAGGGUUUACAAUGAAAAGC
Molecule: messenger RNA, 2264 nt
Organism: Aspergillus eucalypticola CBS 122712
Lineage: Eukaryota; Fungi; Ascomycota; Eurotiomycetes; Eurotiales; Aspergillaceae
Product: F-box/WD repeat-containing protein
Exons: 3
Coding region: 129-1949 (606 amino acids)
Molecular function (GO): protein binding
Source: RefSeq, a predicted model, not a curated record